Messenger RNA from Scutellospora calospora, 803 nucleotides. The record is from the annotation of a GenBank genome assembly. Lineage: Eukaryota; Fungi; Glomeromycota; Glomeromycetes; Diversisporales; Gigasporaceae.
GUGUUAAUAUGGUUGGUUAUAACAAGCUUACACAUAUUUCACUUAAAAAACAUAAAAGAGAUAAUAAAUUUACUAUAAAAACUAAAAAUAAAUCUACUAAAAAAAUCAAAUGUAGUAUUUGUAGAAAAAAAGGACAUAACAAACGUGGUGAAAAUUUAAGAGAAAAAUACAUCGGUAUAUUAAAAGAAAAUUCUGAAUAUUUACAGAAAAAUAUUAAUUUGUUGAAUGUUAAUAAUGCAUUAAAGAGUGAUAAAGAUGAUUUAAUAAAAGAAAAUAAAGAAUUAAAGGAACAAAUUGAAACAGAAAUGGAUAAAUUAAACAAAGAAAUAGAAAAACUUAAAAAGACAAACGAUGCUUUUAAAGUAUUGUUACAAGAAAUGCAGGAUGAAAAUAGUUACUAUAAGAAUUCGGAAAAUUCAAAUUCUUAUGAUAGUGGUUUAUAUGAAGAAAUUUCUAUACGUUUAGAUGAACUCGAAAAACAAAUAGCUACAUUAUCUGGUAUUAAUCAUGAACAAAUUAUUGAAAAUUCUAAAAAAAUAUUUAAACAUAUUAAUCAUGAACUUGGUCAGAAAGAAAAGACUAUUAAUUUUUUACGUAAUGAAAAUUAUGAUCUACAAGGAUUAGUAAAUUUUUAUAAAAAUUGUUUGUACAAAGAAUUGAUAGAAACAAUAAGUUCUUUUUUUGAUAAGUUACUUGAUGAUUCAUUUGAUUAUCUUUUAAAUAUUAGUGUUAUACAAGAUAUAUUAGGUUGUUAUCUUAGUGGAAUUGGAGUUCUUGGAGUUGAUAAGGACUUUUCUUAUUAG